GUUCAAACUAGGGUUGGUGGCGUGGCGCGGAUAGGUCCGUGGCAUCACAAUUGCUGAUCCAUGAAUUAAACUAAGAAACCAUUCUGCUGACUCGAAGCCCACGAGAGGCAGCCGCAGCCGGCAGCCGCGGCCAUUUGGAACCCUCCGGCCAUCCCGUACUUAAUUGCGGCGGCCAUUAGUCAGCCAUGAUCGGAUCCUUGCCCGGUGCUCUGCAUGUGCUGCCCCGGCGCUAAUCUUACUCUGCAACAAAUCGCCACCCCGCUUGGCAACUCAAGCUAGAAUCGAGGAGAGCAACGGGGAGAAUCUUUCCAAGAACCCGGACAAAACGAACUGAGAGAGCAUCUGUGGAGCAGCUGCUUGUGGAGGAACUCUUGAGAUAUAUAGAUAGAUUGAUUGAUUGCUGGGAGCGAGAGACCGAGGAGCGAUGGGGUGCAUCUCCUCCAAGGUGCUGAGCAGGUCGGGGAGCCUGCGGGGGAAGGCCGGCCAGGGGCUCCAGAGGAGCAGCCUGGUCGAGGAGAUCAUCCUCUCCAACUCCAAGAGGAACGGCGACCAGUUCCUCGCCCUCCUCCGCACCUCCAGCUCCGCCGCCAGGACGAGCAAGGUCGACGCCGCCGAGCAGAUCGAGACGAUCAACGUGUCUGACCUUCUCGCCGGGCUGGAGGAGGAGAACGCACCGGAAGGCGCCGAGGAGCGGGGCGAUGAUCGGAAACCAGACGGCGGCAAAGCUUCGUCGCCUCGGUGCGCAUACGAUGGCGCCGCCGGAAGGGCGGUCAGCUUCCGCACCCUGGAGGAGUUCGACGCGCUGGUGUCGCGGUGCGGCUCGCCGGUGAAAGCGGAGCCUGCACCAGCACCAGCACCUGAGCCAGACGCGUCCGUGGAGCCGCCGCCGCAGAGCAGCUCCACGGAGCAAGACGCGAUAGCCACAGCGAGCAGCGGUCCGGAACUAGGGGAGGCGCCCGGCGGCGCGAAGAGGCGGGCGAGGGCGAGGCAGCUCGGAGAGCUGAGCGCGACGCCGGGCUUCGACUUCAGGAAGUCCGGCAGCCUGAGGGACUGGCUGCUCGGCGGCGGGCAGAUGUUCUCGCCGGGCUCCUACGUCACGCCCAAGUUCGGCAGCGUGGCGACGGCACCGCCCGAGUCCGCAGAGCACGCGGAGCGCGCGGUGUUUGAUCCGGAGCUGGUGGCGCAGCUGGAGGAGGCCAUGGAGGAGCUCUCGGUGGACGAGGAGCGCGUGCUGAGGGAGGUCUUGGAGGUAAUCGAAGCCGGAGAAACACAGAGGUUGGAGAGGCGACAUGCCCAGGAGCCGGAAGUGUUGGCGGUGAUUGUGCAUGAUUAGGCGUCAGUUUGAUGAUGAUUUUAGUAGUUUUUUGUUACCGUUUUAGAGUGCUUGUGAUGUGAUUUGUGAAUCCUUUGUAAGGAGAAAUGUACAGCAAAGAUUUUAUUUUUUCAAUUUUUUCGUGUUGUUUCUCCAACAUGUCUA
Molecule: messenger RNA, 1477 nt
Organism: Triticum aestivum (bread wheat)
Lineage: Eukaryota; Viridiplantae; Streptophyta; Magnoliopsida; Poales; Poaceae
Exons: 2
Coding region: 425-1333 (302 amino acids)
Source: RefSeq, a predicted model, not a curated record